Molecule: messenger RNA, 1895 nt
Organism: Cajanus cajan (pigeon pea)
Lineage: Eukaryota; Viridiplantae; Streptophyta; Magnoliopsida; Fabales; Fabaceae
Source: RefSeq, a predicted model, not a curated record
UUUUGGUGCUCCAUUGGUCAAAGACUUUCAAAAAGUUGUAAAAUUUGGUUAAAUUCCAAGAUCACGACCACAUAGUCAAAAAACCAACGCUUCAUCCACAUUUUCCAUUCACUCAUUGAUUGAUUGCCACAAAAAAUAAUAAGCGCUUCUCAACAAAUCGGGCACUGUUUGAUUUCGGUUUCGGGUUGCACCUACUCCCUUCGACGCUGUCCCUGUCUUUCUAGUGAGCGUUGGGUUGUCAGGUAGGAAGGGUGCGGGAGGGGAGAGUCUGAAAGAGGUGAUGGCUCACACCGAAAGAGUUCUGCCAAACUGUGUAUAUGCUCCUAAUCCCUACCAUGAAUGCACCGAUGCUUGCUUGCAAAAGAUCAAGGAAACCAAGCCUGGCAAGCCAACUAAACAGAGAAAGAGUUUUGAUUAUCGCAGAACUGUCACAGAUGGUGAACUUGGGAAAAAGAUGAAUGAUGAAAAACGCAGGACCUCAGGUUGCCCCAAAGCAUCUAAUCCUUACCAUGUGUGCGCUGAAAGUUGCCAAAAAAGAAUGUCUGCAGCUGAUUCAGGUGCCAUGUCAUUGAACUUUGACAGGAAAAAGAAGCUUGGUUCUAAGCCAGAACCCCCCGUUCUUGACAGUGUUCCACCCUCAAAAAUUGGAGCUAUUUAUCUCUCCGAUGCUUCAUCACCGUUAUCAAAUUAUUCUGAAAAGACAAAGGAGGAGCCAAAAAGCAAUGAGCUAAUACCAGUUUCUGGAGAAAUACAAGUCCUAGAUGUCAUGGCUAUGAAUGACAAGGUCCAGUCAAAGGAUGGUGCUGAGCAACCGGCCAAUGCGAUAAGAACAAAGCACAAUGGGGACAAAAAUGCUUCACAUAAAGUUGUUCCAAUCAGCUCUGUUGACGACACGAGAGGUCUUACUAAACCAGAUGGCGGGUCCAUGAAUUAUUGCUUUUCUGGUGGCCUCAAUGACAAUGAUGAGAGUGAUGGAGAGGAGACCGAGUCUGUGGUCUCGGAGGCUCGUGUCCCGGUUGGAAAAUACCAUGUGAAAGAAAGCUUUGCUCCCAUUCUGCGGUCCAUCUUUGAAAAGUAUGGAGAUAUAGGAGCAAGCUGCCACUUGGAAUCAGUGGUCAUGAGGUCAUACUAUAUUGAGUGUGUGUGCUUUGUGAUACAAGAGUUGCAGUGUACUCCAAUAAUGGAACUAACAAAGUCCAAAGUCAAAGAACUUUUGGCUAUUCUCAAGGAUGUAGAAUCUGCUCAACUUCGUGUGGCGUGGUUGCGCAGCAUAGUUGAUGAAGUUGCUGAGAACAUAGAACUAGUCCAUGAGCACCGUGUGGUGGAGAUGGCAAAGGUUAACUCUGAUCGCGAAAUGGAAGCAUUGAACAAAGAUCUGGAAUCAGAAAUGGAAAUCUUGGCUCAGAAAGAACAAGAGGUAAAAGAUGUUAAAACAAGAAUUGAACAGAUCAGAGUGCGUUUGAAGGAGCUUGAGGUGAAGUCUUCUGAUUUGGACAAGAACAUGCUGGCACUCAAGUCCCGGGCAGUGCUUAAAUUAGAUACCAAAUCCUUGCUAGAUGAACUAGUGUGAUGUUACUGUUUUGUCAAUUAGUCUUUCAAUUUCGUUAUCAGAAUUAAGGUAAUGUUUAAAUUGUAGAAAUAUGAUCCUGAAUAAACACGUCAUACAUUUUUAAGCUAGAGAAUGGUAUGAAUACAUAUUGCACCCACACACAUGCACCUUUUUAAGCUGUACUUCAAUUUAUAUAAUUUUUAUUUAUUUAUACCUUAAUAUCCCAACAGCAUUGGGUUGAAACUUGAAAUUUCGGUCAUUACUAGAAUUUAGUUUGUCUGGAUAUUAUUUUCAUGUAAAUUUUAUACAUUUUGCCCCAAUUAUAAAAUAUUAGUGGUCCAUGUUA